Adineta ricciae is the source of this 2478-nucleotide messenger RNA. NCBI's taxonomy places the organism in Eukaryota, Metazoa, Rotifera, Eurotatoria, Adinetida, Adinetidae. The record is from the annotation of a GenBank genome assembly.
AUGGAUCAAAUCAUUUCUGGCAUCAUCAAAAGUGAUCAUCCACUUCUGAAGAAACAACAAUUAUUCGAGCUUAUACGUCCAACCUACCUUCAAACUCCUUGCUCGACAACAUUGGCAAUAACUGAUCGUCCUUGUUAUCAUAUCAUAAACUAUGUUCGUCAAUUGACAUCUACCAAAGCAGAUCUCGAAAGUUUACAGUUUUGUCGUGUCUGUUUGGAAUGUUGUCAUAGUUCUGACUGUCUUUGCUCCAUUGCUGAGCAUCUAAUUACUGAUUCACAAAUUGAUCUGUCGAUUUCAUUUGUUCAAUUGUUAAGUGAUCGUCUACCAAUCGAAAUCGGUCGACCCUUCUUAGAACGAGCUAUUUUCGAGAGGCAUGAGUUAAAUAAUGAAGCAUUACAUUUUAUUCUUUUAUCAAUAACCAAAAAUCGUCAAUUAACCGACGGACAACGAACGAUAUUCUACAUUAAACUAGUAGAACUCGUACUCUUCCGUUUGCGCACAUUGGAUCAUUCUAUCGAGCAAGUUGAAGCAUUUUGUAAACAAUUAUCAUCAACUAUUGAAAGAUUAUGUUAUGAUAAUAACAAACAAUCUAGUCAGUUAUUAAAUGAUAUCGUUAAUGGUGUUACGAGUGGUUUACUGACAUGUCUAGCGGAUUCAACGGUUACAACUGAGCCUUCAACAGCAUUAGCGAACAUUAUUGAUCUAUUACAAGAAUGUCCAAACGAAAAUCUGCUUGAUUCGUUUAUUUUGACGAUCGAUGACGAUCGACUGGUUCUUUGUCUCAAUCGUUUAGCACGAGUGUUUCGAUGGCCAUGUUUAACAACUAAACCAUCGCAAUGGCUCGUUUCGAUUUGGAAACUGUUAUUCAAACGUGAACGAGAAAUGUUAGUAGCACAAUCAGCAUCAUCAUCCAUUAUUUCCGAUCUGAUAUCAAUGCUGGGUAAUCCUUCAUCGUAUCAGAACGUCAUACCAGCCUUAUGCUGGAUAUUCGUUAAUCAGCCAUUUCAUUUACAAACAUUUGCCAGUACUUUACAAAAUGAAAUUCUUCAAUUGGUUAUCAACAAUCCAAAUUUUUUGAUCGAUAAUGUUGAAAUGAAUAAUCUUGUUGAAAGUGUGCGAUACGGCUUGAAAAGUUUAUUAAAUAAUGAAGAUAAUCUUUUGAACAAUGAGCUACUAAACAAUCUCCUCCAAAGCCUUCCAAAGUUGAAUCCUGUUUAUGCAAAGAAUGUUCAACUAAUGAAAUGCAAAUCGUCUUCAAUCGAGAACUAUUCUAACGAAAUGACAAUUCGUCUACAUGAUAAAGUUGGAUUGAUCAACAUUGGAAAUACUUGUUAUUUGAAUGCAAUCAUGCAAGCACUAUAUGCUUGUACAAAAUUUCGGCAAUGUGUUCUUAGUUGUGAUAUUCUAUCAUCGAACAAUGAACUACUGAAAUCUUUACAAAGUUUAUUUGGCUUUCUCACACUUUCUCAAAGGCCACAUUACCGACCGGAACGGUUUUGGCUUCAAGCCAAACCAUCAUACUUCGAACGUAAUCAACAGCAAGACUGUCAAGAAUUUCUCCGACAUCUCUUGGACACACUGCAUGAAGAAGCGAACCGAACGGCCCAGAACGACUCAAACCUCGAUCUGGUUAAACAGCAUCUUAUGGGCACAUGUGUACAUGUUAGUAAAUGUUCAAAUUGUUUAACAAUGACGAAAUCGGAAGAUCUUUUCUACGACUUAUCGAUCGGUUUCAAUGAACAAUCAUUAAUAAAGAAUGACCAAGAGAAAAAAUUCGAUUUACAGGCACUUAUUGACCAUUCAUUCGCAUGGGAACCUCUGAUCAAUGAAAAUCAAUUAGCAUGUGAUAAAUGUGAAAAAAAGGAGGAUGGUUCACGUCGAAUGUUUCUAACUUCACAUCCGAAUUAUCUUGUUUUAUUGCUGAAACGUUUUGUACAUAAUCGUUUGACAGGUAAAUAUGAGAAAUGUCUUGAUCACACGACAUUACCAGAAUUUAUUCAAUUACUAACUAUUAAUGAAACGUCGGUAACCUAUCGCUUGAAAGCAAUUGUUGUUCAUCAUGGUCUAUCGAUGAAUAGCGGACAUUACUAUGCAUUUGUUAUGUUUAAUAAUGAUGAUUUCACGGAUAAAAAUAACACAAAUAAUCAUCUCGGAUGGUGGCUAUUCAAUGAUACACAUGUGGAACAUUUAUCAUACGAAAGUGUUUGUGCACAUUUUCAACGUUUCCCAUCCGCCACUCCUUAUGUGUUGAUAUUCGAAAAGCAAACUCAAGAAAAUGAAUCAGAUACAGCCCAACUACCGAUUGUGCCAUAUCUACAAACAUUGGUCGACCGUGAUAAUCAACUUUACGUACAGGAGCAGAAACGUCGUGGUCGAUCAUCGAGAUCAGGUGAUAUGUCGGAUGUCAAUGAACCUUAUUUACGAAAUACAGGAUGUAAAGAUCAAAGUCCGGAUCGUGGACCACCAUGUAUUUUCUGA